Messenger RNA from Phymastichus coffea, 2298 nucleotides. Its product is annotated as dynein regulatory complex subunit 7. Gene Ontology annotation, biological process: flagellated sperm motility. The record is from RefSeq and is a predicted model, not a curated record. Lineage: Eukaryota; Metazoa; Arthropoda; Insecta; Hymenoptera; Eulophidae. Bases 1 to 2298 code for a protein of 765 amino acids. The transcript is spliced from 10 exons. Gene Ontology annotation, cellular component: motile cilium.
AUGAUCGAUCAACGCGGCUUUGGCAGCACCGAACAAUCGUUUGGAAACAAAGUUAAUUUGCACGAAAAUCGGCUUACACGGAGUGCCCGGAACGUCCAAUUGCGCACUGGCUUGGCUAUUUUGCGUUCGCAGCCCGAGCACGUCCGCUCGCCAACGCACGUCCAGCUCACGCAGCGCGGCAACAGCUUCGAGCUCGCCACCUAUUUGGCGUGCCUCCUGCUGGGACUCGGCUGCAAUGCGUACGUCGCGAGCGGAUACGCCUCUCGCGAGCAGAGCCUCUGCGAUCAGACGCGACGGACCUGCCCCUAUCUCGAGGCGGCCGACGAGGCUAAGGCGGCGGCGCCGCAGCCGACCGACUGCAAGUACAGGCCCAAGUCGCCGCCGAACUUCGAGAGCCGGUUUUUGGCGGCGUUGGACGAGAAGAUAUCGCGGGAACGACAGCGGGAGCGGCAAGAUUACGAGGAGAUGAGGCGGCGGAUGAUCACUGAGGCGGAGAGACCGGCCGCCGAUCCCUACUUCGGGCGUCGAGUUCACGCCUGGAUCGUUCUGCUGCCCGGUGGACAAGCUCCGGCUGGCUCGGAAAUAGUCGAGCCCUUGUUCGUGGAGCCGAGCACGGGGACGUUCUGCCCGUCGAGCUCCUUCGAGAGCCACAACGCGUACCUGGGCCUCGAAAGUCUGUGGAACGACCGCAACUACUGGGUCAACGUGCAGGACUGCACCGAGGCCUGCGCGAAGCUCAAGUGGGAUCUGCGCGAUCUGCAGUGCUGGGAGCAUCUGCUUGCCGGCGAACCGAAGGAGACGAUCGACGUCAAGGCGGACGACGACGACGACGACGGUGGCGGAGACGGCGGCGAGGACGGCGGCGACGACGACGAGCACGCUGCUCAAACGAAAAUCCGUCGAUAUUUUCACAUGGUCAUGCCGGCCUCCUACGUCGAGCCCCUGCAACUUUCGCACGAGGCCUACGAGCGCCGCUACCCAGGAGGCCAGAAAGUCGUGCAUUACAAAAAAACGAAAGUCCAGCUGCACGCCCCUUACGCUCGGCAGGACGGUCUGGUACGGUCCGUCGUCGCGUACGACGAUUACGACUAUAAAACGCCGCUUCGCGUUUACGAGAAGUUCGAGAACCGAUGCGAUUGCUUGGAGCGCUCGGAGAAGGAUUUGAGCCGAGAGACAGCUACCGAAUACUUUGCUGCAGGCCGUCCCGACGCUUGUCAAGCUCAUCGGUACUGCACGCACGGCAGAGAUGCCGUGGACGACGAGAGGACCUUGGAGUUUUAUAAGAGAAAGAGGCUCGACGAAUUGGUUCGCAUAGAGAUGGGCCGCGCGUUCGCGUCUCUCGAUUACGGGAAUCGCGACGAUGGGCUGGUGAAUCGAUUUGUGGAAUACUCGACGCCCAACGAGAACAACCCAGAGGAGGAUGUGCAUUACCGCACGAUUACCAAAAUAACGGAUAAGUUUCGCAGAAACGAGCUCGUGGACGCGAAAAUGGAUGUCGCGCUUCGCGAAUUCGAUUUUGUGGAACACGAGAUACGUCUCACUUACCACUACAGCGACGACGAGUACACGCAAGCCAUCAAACGAUUUGCGAAGCCAGCCAGAGCGGAGAGGAGCAAUAAAAAUCCCACCUUGCCAGAAAUGUUACAGAACUACCAGCCGGAUCCCAUGGGUCCCGCGGAAGAGCUGGAUAAGUUGACCGAUGAAUUGGAAAUGCACUUGAACGAAGAAGACGCGUCAAUCACCGACGCUCGACACGCCGAAUCGGUAGUUCACGAAUUUUUGCAACUCAGAUUAGACGAGCGUCUGAAAUCAGCUCUGCAAAUAUCGCGCUUUGACCCGAUCAGAAAUCAAGAGAACAAGGAAAAAAUUCUAUUGGAGGAGGAAAAGAGAAAAGAGCAGAGUAAGAAGGAAAUAGAGGCCGAAAUUGAUUUGCUAAGUCCUUACAUCUCCCAGCUUGGUAACGUUAAAUAUUUAACGAAAAAGCAAGCGCUACAGGUCAGAAGUAACUGUCUCGACGACUUCAAGGAAAGCUCGAUAAUGAAAGCCGAGCGAAUAAUGCGAGAGUUUGAGAAAUGCAAUCGCGAGCUGGAGAACAUGCAGUCAAUGAUGAUUGAUUCGGAGAAUGUAAAAAAAGAUCAAAAAGAGCAAAUUUUGAAAGAUGUCAAGGAAAUGGAGGCGAAACUGCGAUCUUUGGAUCUGUAUUUGAACCGCCACAAAGAGCUUGUUCAAUCUCGAUAUCGCAAGCUCGUCAAGGUUUUGCAACAAGAUCAACAACUUGCUAUCCUUUACAACGAGUAA